Molecule: messenger RNA, 957 nt
Organism: Dentiscutata erythropus
Lineage: Eukaryota; Fungi; Glomeromycota; Glomeromycetes; Diversisporales; Gigasporaceae
Source: the annotation of a GenBank genome assembly
AUGGUUCACCAACCUAUCGCUACACCCGAUGAAAAAGAACUAAUCAGAAUAUCUUCGUUAGAACAACGAAUAAUAGAGUUUGAAAAUACAGUUUUCAAAACAGCUAAUGCUACUUUAGAAAGACGAGUCGCAGAAUUGGAAAAUUCUUUAAAAGAAAUAACUCAAGAACGUGAUAAUUUACGAGAAAUAAUUGCUACUCAAUGGAAAAAUAAUUCGAUUCAUCGUUUCAAUUCUUCUAAACGAUUUGAAUUCGAAAGUGUAUAUGGUCGAGUAUGGAAACUCGUCGAAAAUAUGAAAUCGGAUUGUGAAAUGGCGAUUAAUCAGAAAAUUUCUCCGGUAUCUAAUUUACCUAAAUUUCCGGUAAAACAAAAUCCGAUUAGCAAUAGCAGACCUGGAACUCCAAAAAAUCAAUCUUCCAAAAUUUCUUCACCAGCAAGGUCAAGAGCCUCGAGCGUAUCAAAUAUUUCCGUUCCUUCCAUUCCUUCAAGAUCUAAUACACCUAAUGGUAUAAGGACACCAAGUGUUGUUAGCAGUUCGAUAACAUCUUCAAAGAUGCAGACUCCAUCAAGAAUUCAAAAUUUUUCACCACCAGAUUCUUACACUUCCUCUAGACCAAAUACACCUUCUAAUCUUUCUUCAAGUAUUAUUAAUCCUACACAGAAUAAUUCUUUGUCACAUCUCAAUUCAAAAAUGCCAUUACGAUCAAGGACACCUAUUUGGCCAAGCUGUAAUAAUUCCUCGAGACCUAGCACUCCCAAUAGUUCUAAAACUAUUUCUAACACACCUAACACUCAUAUUAGUAUUGCUGUUACUCAUUCUCCAUUAUGCGAGGACAUUAUUUCAAAUGUACCUGAUGAUGAUCCUAGCAUUCAUUCUAAUAUACAAUCUGGUCUUUCUUCUAAAUCUACUGGUAUCCCAAUGUACACCCCGAUGACCCGCAAACAAGCAAUUGUUUAA